GUUGCGUAGAGAGUUUAGUGGGAAAGUUCACAGCAUCUUCAGGAUAAUAAGUAUUGCAAAGAUAAAAAGAGUCUCCCAUCAGCAGACUUGCCACAGAAGUAUGAACAAUAUAAGCACAGUGCUAUAGCUAUUCUAAUGGAAUGUUAAGAUAAAAUUGCUUUUUGUGUUUAUUUUAAUUAAAUGAAAUUUAUUUGGGCUGGAAAGUUGACAUACCAUGGCCUCUUUGUCAAUAUUUGUACUAGAUUAAUAAUCAACAGUUAAAUUUGCACCGUUUUCUUUGGUGUUGUUCUAAACGGCGCCUUGUCAUUCCUAAUCAGGUGACCUGCUACAAAACUAUAAGAUUCUACCCAUUUGACCUGUAGAAUGGCUAGAAGUUCCUUGAGUGUGACCUUUCUUUUACUAAUAUGCUCCUUCUACAGCAGACUAGCAUUUUCAUUUUCAGUUUUCAUGAGACCAGAAGAGGCAAGCCAGGUUCUGAGGAUUCAUAAACGUGCCAACAAUUUCUUGGAGGAAAUUCGCCCGGGAGAUCUGGAAAGAGAAUGCAUGGAAGAAAAAUGUUCUUUUGAGGAGGCAAAAGAGAUUUUCAAAUCACAGGAGAAAACAAUGGAGUUUUGGUUUGAAUACAAAGAUUUAAACCCCUGCAAGGCAAAUCCCUGUAAGAACGGUGGAGUCUGCAAAGUUAAGCACUAUCAACAUUCCUGCAUUUGUCUUCCAAGAUUUGCAGGGAAUGAGUGUGAAAUAGAGAAGUUAGAAUGCUGGUACAAGAAUGGCGACUGUGGCCAAUACUGCCAAGAUAAUGAACAGUCUCUUCUCGUGACCUGCUCCUGUGCUUUGGGUUAUACACUAAAUGAGGAUGGGAAGCAGUGCAUACCUGUGGAUCACUUUCCAUGUGGAUUGGUUAAAGGAUUUACACGCUCGCUUGAAGAAGGAUCAGAAGAAGAACCUUACGGGCAUAACCAAACUAAUGCUUUUACUAGGGAUGGGAUGAACCAAACAUUGUCUCAGGAGAACUUGACCAGUUGGAACCAGACUUUAAUUCAGGCCUUGGUAGAAUGGAACCAGACUACAACAGAGGAAGAAUAUGAGGAAGAUGGUGCUAAAGAGAUGGAAAGGAACUUCACAGAAGUGGAUCUACACAGUUGGCUAAACAUAAAUUACACAGAUGAAGAUGAUGAUUCGAGGAUAAUUGGAGGCUCCUUCUGCCGCCCAGGAGACUGUCCUUGGCAGGUAUUGAUCCAAAAUAAGAGAGGUUAUGGCUAUUGCGGGGGCAGCUUAAUUGGCAGUCAAUGGGUACUCACUGCAGCACACUGCCUGGAUACCGUUGCCCCUCAUCAGGUUACUGUUGGAGACUUUGACAAGCACCAGAGAGAACGGGAUGAACAAAAAGUUAGAGUGCGCCAGUUCUGGCAACACCCCCAAUAUGACCCAGACAACUUCAACAAUGACAUUGCUUUGAUUCAGCUGACAAGCAAUGUUGUUUUCAGCCAGCAUGUACUGUCGAUUUGUCUUCCCAACCCAAACCUUUCUACUUUACUGACAGAAAGAGGGACAGUAGGAAUAGUGAGUGGAUGGGGCAGUACUCAUGUCAAGGGGCGGUCAACCCGCUUUCUCCUGAAAGUCAAGCUGCCUGUGGUGAGCUUGGAUACUUGCAGACAAUCCACAGAAAAACUCAUUACCGACAACAUGUUCUGUGCAGGUUAUCCUGAAGCAACUCAAGAUUCUUGUAAAGGUGACAGUGGGGGACCUUUUGCUGUACUUUAUCGCAAUACUUGGUUUCUCCUGGGAGUUGUCAGCUGGGGGGAAGGUUGUGCUACAGCAGGAAAAUAUGGGGCUUACACCCGUGUGUCCAAUUACAUUUCAUGGAUAAAAGAAAUUACUGAAAGUGUGACUGAUUCUGAAGGACUUUUACAUGGGUCGAAAUGAAAGCCAUUUUUAAUAUAAAGCAUACUAUCUGUAUUUUUAAUUUUCUAUCAUAUAAAUUGGGAUUUGCACUCUAUUGAUUACAUUGAAGAACUGCUUUAUAUAUGCUGUUCUAAGUACCUUCCACAAUGAAAAAAAUGCAUCAGAAUGGUUUACCAAAACAGCUACUUCAGAGACAGAUGUAAUCUAGGAGCAGCUAGGAUAACUCUCUCUACACUAUGUCUGGCAUUAGCCACAUUCUGUAGAAUUAAACAGAACUGAAAAAUUUGAACACAACUUAUGUGUUGUGAUGAUCUUAUAAAAAUGUUUUACCUCAGCUUCUCUUUCUCACCUUGUCCUAACCCAUAUAAAGCUUACUAAAAAUGACUAAGCAGAAGGUGGAUUUACAGAAUUUGUUCCAAGAGAGCUAGGAAACUCCAAAGAGCUAAUUUAGCUGGAGGUUAGGUCCCUAUCUUCUCAAGUAAUCCUGUUUAUAGAUGGUUAGUGUUCUUAUGGACAUUUCAUUAUCUAAAAUGUUAAUAAACAGCCCAUUAGUCACUAAAA
Messenger RNA from Heteronotia binoei (common prickly gecko), 2463 nucleotides. RefSeq names its product coagulation factor VII-like. NCBI's taxonomy places the organism in Eukaryota, Metazoa, Chordata, Lepidosauria, Squamata, Gekkonidae. Gene Ontology annotation, molecular function: serine-type endopeptidase activity; calcium ion binding. The transcript is spliced from 9 exons. Gene Ontology annotation, cellular component: extracellular region. The coding region runs from base 364 to 1923 and encodes 519 amino acids. Gene Ontology annotation, biological process: proteolysis; blood coagulation. The record is from RefSeq and is a predicted model, not a curated record.